Messenger RNA from Tripterygium wilfordii, 1434 nucleotides. RefSeq lists its product as uncharacterized. The record is from RefSeq and is a predicted model, not a curated record. Lineage: Eukaryota; Viridiplantae; Streptophyta; Magnoliopsida; Celastrales; Celastraceae. The coding region runs from base 646 to 984 and encodes 112 amino acids. The transcript has 2 exons.
UCAGGAACAACGUCGAGCAACCCUAAAUCCUAAUUUAACAUUCUCCAAUUGCUUAAUAGCGAUCAAUUCGGCUACAUAAACAAUGUUAUUCUGAAAACACCAUGGUUAUGGUUAUGGUGGUACCACAAGAAUGACUCAUUCUCUGUUCUCUACCACACAACAUAGAAACGAACGAGUUUGGGUGAGAGAAUCAAUAGUGGGUAACAUAUAGUGGAAGAGCAGUUUAAGAGGCGUGAUUACCAGAAAUGGCUGCAGAGUUCAGCUAAAACUACUAGAUAGUACAUACAAAGAGAACCCAAUGAACACUAGAAGCAUAUUCCAAUCAUGUUUAUCUUAUACAGGAAGAGACCACUAAUGCACUCCAACAAACGCCAAGGAACCGUUUGACCAAGGGCCCCAUUCCCACAUUUCUUUAUAGAGAAUCUUUAAUCAAAGAGAAAACUGAAUUAUGCAAACUCCAAAGACACAUUGCUUUCUUAAUCACCAUUCAUCAAGGACAAAGAUACAACUUAUAAAAGUCUCUUUUAAUUAUCAGCAUCCAAAGGCUCCAAUGUCUUCAAAGAUGUUGGUUUACUCAUGUCGGAUGCAUUUGUUCUUUUGCUUGUAUUCAUUUUUUUAUUACUCUAGUCAGAACUGAAUGAGAGUAUGUGUGUAUAUAUAUAUUGGAAGGAAGGAAGGAAGGACAGGAGUUAUGUGAAGAUGGAGAGGUGGAGGAACGGGCUCUGCUUCAAGCGAUGGUUUCACUUCCCUACAAAGAAUCCAGUUUUAAAGGUCAUGACUUCACACAUUCGACGCAGAAACAAAGGGGAUAGAAAUGGGCUUAAAGGUCUUUACAAGGACAUGAAAUCUUGUGGAGAAUAUGCAGAUAUACAAGUGAUGUGGGAGAUCAUUCACUCUUCAUCUCCUGCAUAUGCUGACAACACCACCACCAAAAGAAGCAGGAGGAGGAUGACUAAAUGGAGAUUCUGCUUCAGGCCAACUUGAAUUCUUCAAUACAAGUAUGGUUUUUUGAUCGCCAUGUAAGUAAAUACGAUAGAAAAGUUUUGCUCAGAAAUCUCUGUUUUGACAGUCUCCGUUAUUGAAUCAUAAAUUUGGAUUAAGCAAGAUCCUUGAACAUAAAAAUAUGAACAAAGUUAAAUACACACAACAUAAGCAUACAAAACCCCGAAAUCAUAUAUAGCUAAUUGAACAUGAAGCUACUACUGCAAAAGCCCAUGCCCAUCCAUCUACGUUCCUCUUCCCAUUGACAGACAUUAGUGGUGCGCCAUUAUUCAGUGAGCAAAUUCUAUCCUAGUGGCUACAAUAGGAACAGGCCAUACUGAAAGGGAAGACUUCAAGCAAGAGCACCAUCAUCCUCAUGGAGGAGCAUCUGAUCAAAGUGCCAUACUCCUGCAAACCCACAAAGUAAUUUUAUUAUAAGUCUAAAAUAAAAAA